AUGCCAUCCAAUGGUCUCAUUCGUAGCUGUCUCAACCAGCCCAUCUUGGAAAUGCCCCAAAAAGUCGAGGUGACGAUAAAAUCCAGACCAGGCCCAGAGACAGAGCCAGAACCAGGUCAGGGCUUCCGGGUUCGAGGACAGUACCUUGCCGUAGUCCACCACCCUGACUUUGACCUGUCGCCCAUCUCACCCGCACCAGAGUCGUCGUCCCAGACACCUUACUCUCGAGUCUCUCGAGGGCUAGGCUGGAACUGGGACUGGGACGUCCGCCAAGUUCCGUCUCCUGCAGCCUUUGAGUCUCGCACACUGGCACUGACUACUGACACAGUCAACAGUAUGACUACCUUCAUUGCCUUACCUUAUGUAGGCAUACAGCUGCUAGCACAAACGAGAUACCUAGGAUCAGCAAGUCAGGAACCUUGGCUUCGUACCUCGGGGCAACAGGAUGGUCAGCGGCCGGCGAGCGGCGGCUACUUGCUAGGUAACGCUGCAGAGGCCGGGGAAGUUCGUACUUAG
Messenger RNA from Colletotrichum acutatum, 516 nucleotides. RefSeq lists its product as uncharacterized. Bases 1 to 516 code for a protein of 171 amino acids. The record is from RefSeq and is a predicted model, not a curated record. The transcript is spliced from 5 exons. Lineage: Eukaryota; Fungi; Ascomycota; Sordariomycetes; Glomerellales; Glomerellaceae.